Molecule: messenger RNA, 642 nt
Organism: Varanus komodoensis (Komodo dragon)
Lineage: Eukaryota; Metazoa; Chordata; Lepidosauria; Squamata; Varanidae
Product: transcription factor COE2-like
Exons: 6
Coding region: 58-642 (194 amino acids)
Biological process (GO): regulation of transcription by RNA polymerase II
Molecular function (GO): RNA polymerase II cis-regulatory region sequence-specific DNA binding; DNA-binding transcription factor activity, RNA polymerase II-specific
Source: RefSeq, a predicted model, not a curated record
GUUCCGAAGAGGACGGGUUUGCUUUGGGCUCUCGUGUUUUUGGAAUAAACUUCUUAAAUGUUUGGGAUCCAAGAUACUUUAGGAAGAGGACCCAUCUUGAAAGACAAGGUGCUCGGAUCGGAGAUGGACCCUGUCCGGUCCUGGGUCAGGAAUGUUGGCGUGGUGGAUGCCAAUGUAGCGGCUCAAAGCGGUGUGGCUUUGUCCAGAGCCCACUUCGAGAAGCAGCCGCCCUCCAAUUUGAGGAAAUCCAAUUUCUUUCACUUUGUCCUGGCUCUGUACGACAGACAAGGGCAGCCCGUCGAAAUUGAACGGACGGCGUUCGUGGACUUUGUGGAAAACGACAAAGAACAAGGCAAUGAAAAAACCAACAAUGGGACCCACUACAAAUUGCAGCUUCUGUAUAGUAAUGGUGUCAGAACUGAACAAGAUCUCUUUGUCAGGCUCAUUGACUCGGUCACAAAACAGCCCAUCACCUAUGAAGGACAGAACAAGAAUCCAGAAAUGUGCAGAGUUCUGCUAACUCAUGAAGUUAUGUGCAGUCAGAAGAUAAACAUCUUUCUGAUUUGUCAUAUGGAACUGCACGACUAUUCAGUUGAAAUGCAGACAAGUGUAACCGGCAGCCGUACGUCUUUCUCCGAGUGA